ACAGUAAAAAAAAGCUAAAAAUUCUAUCAAGCUUGUAUGGCCGUUUCAAUUUGUUUUAUUCUGUCUGUUCAAUGGUAAAUACUGUCUUUCAUUUCUCAAUUUGUGCAUAGAUUUGGUAGCCAAGAGAAGUGUUGAAAUCACCAAUAUGUUCUCAACAAGUUCACAGAAAAAGUUUUGGACAUUUAGUGACGAGAACGAGCUCGCACGGCUACGGGAGAAACACAAUAUACAGUACAUCUCCAAACAUGCAGCCCACAUCGACGAGUACCAGAGAUAUAACUUUUUCUUGUCGCCCGAAGAAGAAAGGUUACUGCUGAAGCAGUACGAACUGCAUCUCAAAGACUUUUGCAAGAGAUUUAGCCCGCCUAUGCCAAAAGGCGUAGUAGGAACAGCUUUUCACUAUUUCAAAAGGUUCUAUCUAUACAAUUCUUCAAUGGAUUACCAUCCUAAAGAAAUAUUAGCAACAUGUGUCUAUUUGGCGUGUAAAGUGGAAGAAUUUAAUGUAUCUAUAGGUCAGUUUGUUGCAAACAUAAAGGGAGAUAGAGAGAAAGCCUCGGAUAUUAUCUUAAACAAUGAAUUACUGUUAAUGCAACAACUUAAUUACCAUUUGACUAUACACAAUCCAUUCCGGCCUGUGGAAGGUUUUCUAAUUGAUAUUAAAACACGUUGUAGUUUAGCAAAUCCUGAGCGUUUGAGAAGUGGAAUAGAUGAGUUUCUUGAAAAAGUUUUUUUGACAGAUGCAUGUCUGCUCUAUGCUCCUUCUCAAAUAGCUCUGGCUGCUGUCCUGCAUGCGGCCAGCAAGGAACAAGAGAAUUUGGACAGUUAUGUCACUGAUAUGUUGUUCAGAGAUGCUGGAAAUGACAAACUGGCUAUUCUGAUUGAAGCGGUCCGGAAAAUUCGGUCUCUGGUUAAGAUGGUCGAAAGUCCUGCUCGGGAAAAAGUGAGAGUCAUAGAGAAGAAGUUAGACAGAUGUAGGAAUCAGGAGAACAAUCCGGACAGUGAGAUUUACAAAAGGAGAAUGAGGGAGGCCCUUGACGAAGAUGAUAUGCCGUAUCAAGGUUCAAGUCGGAUGUCUUUAGAUACCAGUGGAGUGACUCAAGUGUUGUCUCCCUCUGCAUCUUAGAUUUAAGAUGAAAAAAAUAUUUUUAUGAAAGGACAACUCUUCAUUCAUCAGAUGUCAAUAAACUCUUCAUUUUAAUCUGAUGGAAGAAGUUCUAAUAUGUAAUCUUUACUAAAUAUAACUAUAACAAGUACAUAAUAAAACAGACAACUUAAUAA
Plodia interpunctella (Indianmeal moth) is the source of this 1278-nucleotide messenger RNA. It is a transcript of the gene CycH, whose product is annotated as Cyclin H. Gene Ontology annotation, cellular component: transcription factor TFIIK complex; nucleus. Bases 146 to 1123 code for a protein of 325 amino acids. Gene Ontology annotation, molecular function: cyclin-dependent protein serine/threonine kinase regulator activity. Lineage: Eukaryota; Metazoa; Arthropoda; Insecta; Lepidoptera; Pyralidae. Gene Ontology annotation, biological process: DNA-templated transcription; regulation of transcription by RNA polymerase II; regulation of cyclin-dependent protein serine/threonine kinase activity. The record is from RefSeq and is a predicted model, not a curated record. The transcript has a single exon.